Thermothielavioides terrestris NRRL 8126 is the source of this 1436-nucleotide messenger RNA. RefSeq lists its product as uncharacterized. The coding region runs from base 215 to 1291 and encodes 358 amino acids. NCBI's taxonomy places the organism in Eukaryota, Fungi, Ascomycota, Sordariomycetes, Sordariales, Chaetomiaceae. Gene Ontology annotation, molecular function: signaling receptor binding. Gene Ontology annotation, cellular component: peroxisomal membrane; peroxisomal importomer complex. Gene Ontology annotation, biological process: protein import into peroxisome matrix, docking. The record is from RefSeq and is a predicted model, not a curated record. The transcript is spliced from 3 exons.
GCACGGCUGGGUGCACGGCCGAGUGCAACGGCAGCCGCUGGCGAACCUCGGCUGGUGAUCCGCCCAUCACAUUGCCGGUCUAGUCAUCAGCCUUUCCGAACGCGCCUCAAAGUAUCACUGUUCAUAAGCUCGAUCCGGCAUCACAGUGUAGAUGAAGCCCCAAAGCUGAAGCCCAUCGACUGAAAGCUGCACUGCCGUGAUACGCGCAUCGCGAAUGGCCAUCCGCCAGGACCUGGUCGCUUCGGCGGCUAAAUUCCUCCAAGACCCCAGCGUUGCCUCAACCCCAAUUGAGAAGAAGCUCGCUUUCCUUCAAGCCAAGAACCUCACACAAGAAGAAAUCAAUGCGGCGCUCGCGCGAGCAGGCUCCGAUGGCGCGCCAGUCCAGGCAUCGCCAUCCCAAACAAGUCCCCCAGUUGCGCAGCCGCCGCCGUACGCUGGACAAUACCCGCCACCGUAUCAGCCGUACGGAUGGCCGCAGCCGCCGCCUCAACCAGUCCCGCAUCGUGACUGGCGCGACUGGUUUAUCAUGGCGACGGUGGUGAGUGGGGUGACGUAUGGGCUCUACAGCCUAGGAAAGCGCUACAUCUACCCGCUGAUCGCCCCACCUACACCGGAGCGGCUUGAGCAGGACAAAAAGGCCAUCGACGAGCAGUUCGAGAAGACGUUCGCCCUAGUCGAGCAGCUCGCCAAGGACACAGAGGCGCUCAAAGCCGCAGAGAAGGAGCGGACAGAGCGGCUGGACAUAGCCAUCAACGAGCUCGAAUCCGUCAUCAGCGACCUCCGAUCGGCGAACAGGCGGCGCGACGAGGAGGCACAGCGCGUCAGAGACGAGGUGCAGAACCUGAAGGACUCGAUCCCGCGGGCGCUCAACAGCCAAAAGGACCUGACCGACGCGAGGCUCCGGGAGGUCAACGCGGAGCUUAAGAGCCUGAAGACGCUGAUCACGCAGCGCAUGAACCCGACGGCGACGUCGGCCAGCGUCAGCAACUACCUGCGCCCGUCCGCCAGCGGAAACGCGACCCCGAGCAGCGCCGCCGCUACGCCCGCGCCGGCCGAUAAUGCCGCCAGCGAGAACAAGGAGGAGGCGAAGCCGGCUGCUCAGGACUACCUCUCCAACUCCAGCCGCGGCUCGCCAUUCGGCAGCGGCAUGCAGGCCAAAGCGUCGAUCCCAUCGUGGCAGAUGAUGACGGCUAAGAGCGCGGGAUCAUCCAGCUCGGCGGCGGCGGCAGCGGCUAAUGGUACGGAUGGCGGAAGCAGCAGCGAGGCGCAAGAAGGUGCGGGGAGCGCUUGACAGGGUGCCAUCUGACGGAGCGGGCCAGGGAUAAUAUGGAGGAGGUGUUGAUUCGGUGAUUACGAGAGCGUUGGGUUUGUACACUACCACUGCAGCCGUCACUGAUGGAAGGCCGGUUCUGUACGCAAUGGGUUUCAUGCCUGGU